Molecule: messenger RNA, 1569 nt
Organism: Cucurbitaria berberidis CBS 394.84
Lineage: Eukaryota; Fungi; Ascomycota; Dothideomycetes; Pleosporales; Cucurbitariaceae
Product: glycoside hydrolase family 128 protein
Exons: 2
Coding region: 157-1569 (470 amino acids)
Biological process (GO): fungal-type cell wall polysaccharide metabolic process
Cellular component (GO): fungal-type cell wall
Source: RefSeq, a predicted model, not a curated record
CCCACUUUCCUUGUCGUUAAGACAUCACAUUCUUUGUUGCAAUACGCUGGUCGGUUUAUCUGUCACUGCGCUCCAGAAGCUGCAUUCGCCUGUACCUGUCCAUACCCCUGAAGUUUUACGCCUUGGAAUUUCCACGCAUCAGUAACCAACAUCAACAUGUCCUCCUCCACCUCCACCAUGAAGCUCAGUCUCCUGGCUCUUGUUUCGGUCGCAGCUGCUGUACCACACUAUGGCGCACACAGCAAGUUCCACAGCCUCAAGGCGUCUAGCCAAGGAAAGCCCUAUCCAUCCGGCGGCUGGUCUGGUAACUACAACAGCACUGCUGUCCCAUAUCCAACCGGUGCUGGGGACGAUAAGACUACCACCAUCCACAAGACCUCGACGUCAACCCACACCAUCGUCUCAACCAUCCGUGUCAAGCCCUCUGCCUCUGCUACCAUCGGUGUGUCCGCUGCGGACGCUCCUACUGGUCAGUGUGGUGCCACCGUGACUGUGACUGCCUCUGAGAAGGUCACUAUCACUGUCACCCCAAGCGGUGGCUAUGAUGCUCCGUCAUCCACGCCUGCUGUCGAGAAGCCUACUACCACCCCGGCUACCGAGUACUCUGCCGCCACUCCCAAGGGCAAGCAGCCCGCUACCACCCCGGCUGCUGAGUAUCCUGCAGAGACUCCCAAGGCUGAGCAGACGACCUCUUCCAAGGUUGAGAAACCUGUCGUCCCCACACCUUUUGUUGCUCCGUCCUUGGCCCAGAAGGAGCCUGUUGCCUAUAGCAGUGCUGUACCCAGCGCUGUCUCCAGCGCCGCCUCUAGCGCCGCCCCCUCUGCUACUCCCUCGUCAGGUGGAGGCUCUUACACCGGCGUUAAGCGUGGUCUUGCCUACAACGAUGCCGGUCUCUGCAAGACUUUCGGCAGCAACUACGGCUUCGGCUACAACUGGGGCCAAGUCGAGAACAAUGACAUCGGCACCAAGUUCAUCCCCACCAUGCAUGGACCUUCCAAGUCGACUGCCGAGGAGUGGCUCGCCAACGUUGACAAGGCCGUCAAGAAGGGCUCCAACGCCGUCAUGGGUUUCAACGAGUGCGAUCACGCCGAGCAGUGCAACUUGAGCCCCGAAGCUGCCUGCUCCGCCUGGAAGCAGUACAUGAACCCCGUCAAGUCCAAGUACCCCGAGGUCACUGUCAUCGGUCCCUCCGUUACCAACGGUGCGGCGCCCAUGGGUCUCGACUGGCUCGAUCGCUUCCACACUGCUUGCUCUGACGCUGUUGUUGAUGCCACCAACAUCCAUUUCUACGACAUCUACGAGACCGCCACCAUCGACCGCUUCAAGGCCCAGGUCGAGAAGGCUGCCAAGAUCUACGGCAAGAAGGUCUGGAUCACCGAGUUCGGUCUCAACCCUGGAUCCGCUACCCCAGAGCAGGCUGCCAGCUUCCUCAAGGAUGCUAUGACCUACCUUGACAACUCCGACAAGGUACAGGGCUACUCGUGGUUCAUGGUUGGCAGCGGUGAGAACCAGCUCAACUCGGGCAGUGGUCUCUCUGCUCUUGGUAAGCUCUACGCUGGUUCUUACUAA